This is a messenger RNA of Tauraco erythrolophus (red-crested turaco), 1473 nucleotides long. The record is from RefSeq and is a predicted model, not a curated record. Lineage: Eukaryota; Metazoa; Chordata; Aves; Musophagiformes; Musophagidae.
AUGACAUCUUCAAGCUCUGCCCAGCAUCCAGCAGCUGAGAAUGCCUGCAGAAUCGCACUGGGACAAGUUAACCAGGUGCGACCCAAACUGCCGCUUCUGAAGAUUCUGCAGGCUGCAGGUGCCCAAGGUGAAACCUUCACGCUGAAGGAGGUCAUGCAUUACCUAGGACAGUAUAUAAUGGUGAGGCAGCUAUAUGACAAAAGACAGCAGCACAUGGUCUAUUGUGGAGGAGAUCAGCUAGGAGAACUGCUGGGGCUGGAGAGCUUCUCUGUAAAAGAUCCAAGCCCAGUCUAUGACAUGUUGAAACGGAACCUGACUUCUGCUGCAAUGGCAGAUGCUGCACAGAAUCUCGCAAAGGAACAGAGCGUCGAUAAGCCAAGCCAAGACCAGCUGAAGUUUAGCCAUCAAGAAGGUUCUGACACCGGCAUCGUGGAGGGUGAAAGCAAUGCUUCUGCUUUGUCUACCUCAGAGCAAAAAUGUGACAAUUAUGAAGACAAAGACUUAAUAGAAAACCUCUCUAAAAGCAAGAAGCCUAAACUGGACCUAGUGUUUGAGGAAUGGGAUGUAGCUGGUCUUCCAUGGUGGUUUUUAGGCAACCUCAGAAGCAAUUACAAGUCCAGAAGUAAUGGAUCAACAGAUAUUCAGACUAACCAGGAUUUUCAGCCUCUCCCUGUGUGUUCCUGUCCCUGCCUUUCACAUCAGGUGGACAUAGACACUGCCGUUGUUUCGGAUACUACUGAUGAUUUGUGGUUCCUCAACGAAUGCCCGUCAGAUCAGAGCAGUGCUGUGGUCAAGGUGGAAACAGUUGACUGCGAGGAAGUGAAAGAAGGUGACAAAAAGGUGACUGAGGAUGCGUGUUUGCAUGACUUUGAGGAUUCUCAGUGCUUAAGUGAUGACACGGAUACAGAAGCUGCUUCUGAGGACUGCUGGCAAUGCACCAAAUGCAAGAAAUUUAACUCUCCAGGCAAACGGUACUGUUACCGCUGCUGGGCCUUACGGAAGGACUGGUACUCAGAUUGUCCCAAACUGGCUCAUUCUCUUUCUCUGUCCAACAUUGAUGCUAUGCAAAACAAAAAUGAUGAAGGGAUCGAUGUCCCGGACUGCCGAAGGACUAUUUCUGCUCCAGUUGGCCAAGCCAAAGACCUGUACACGGUAGAAAACAAAUCACGUGUAGAUCCCUGCAGCUCUAUUGAGUCUUUGGAUUUGGCACAAGAAUGUGAAAGCCAGAAGUCUCUGUUGCAUUUCACUGAACAUAAAAAGGAGGAAGAAAUACAGUCUUUAGAAAGUAUAAAAAAAUUACUGAACCCUUGCUUCUUAUGUCAUCACAGACCACGGGAUGGGAAUAUUGUCCACGGAAGGACUGCUCACCUUGUGGCCUGUUUCAAGUGUGCAAAGAUGCUGAAAAAAAAGAGAUCACCUUGCCCAGUUUGCAGGAAGGAGAUUGAGAUGGUGAUCAGGAUCUUUAUGGGGUAG